Molecule: messenger RNA, 3420 nt
Organism: Acipenser ruthenus (sterlet)
Lineage: Eukaryota; Metazoa; Chordata; Actinopteri; Acipenseriformes; Acipenseridae
Product: break repair meiotic recombinase recruitment factor 1-like
Exons: 8
Coding region: 297-2468 (723 amino acids)
Biological process (GO): double-strand break repair involved in meiotic recombination
Source: RefSeq, a predicted model, not a curated record
CAGCGGGUUGCCCGUGUUAGUACGGCUCCUAAAGAAAUAUGCAUUUUAAAUCUGAAGCUUAAUAAUCCCCAAAGAACAGUUUUAAUAAUACUGAUGUGUAAGUAUAGGCAAAACAUAAUGCUAUUAAAAACGAUAUCCGUUUGGGGAUGUGUAAAAACUACUAAUCCCAGGUGGCAUUGCGGCUCCCGCACCUGCGCAGUGAGGUGAGAGAGCGCGCGUCUUGAGCGGGGAAGAGAAAAGGCGCGCGCCUCGCGUCGUCUCCACAUGUCGCGUGAGAAGAGCUGACGGUUUGCGAAAUGUCUAAAAGGAAGAGGCAACAAUCUGCAGGCGGUAAGCGAAAAGGAACGACAAAGAAAAAGAAAGUAACACAGGAGAAGGCUUCGGGGACUGUGAACGAGGAGAGUGCCGCCUGUGGUCAGCAAGCGGAACUGCGCUGUGAGGAUGACCGCGCUGCCCCGAGCAGCGCAGAGGAGAGAGUCGUCGCAGGGAGCAGGUCAGAGAGUGAGGGGGGAGACGGCGCUCACAAACUCAGCCCUGGAGUGAAGGACUGCUUCCUACCGUUAGCCCAGAAUAUCCCCCCGGGCCGCUCCUCCACUGUGGGCUCAUCCUGCGAUGAUGACGAGGAUGAUGAUGAUGAUGAUGAUGUCGCCCAGCCCAGCGCGCCGGAGGAUACCACUUCGGACCAGCACAAGGGGGCAGGGGAAGGGCCGGGGCAGGGAGACGCCACCCUCCACAGUCACGGGGGAGCGCAGGGGCCGAACCACAAAGCCAGCACUUCGGAAGAGCAGAGACAGGAGGCAGAUCCAGAGAGGCAGCAGCCCACUGUAACGGAGCAAGGGGGGGCAGGAGAGGGGGGGCAGGAGCACCUACCCCAUCCCGAGGGGCGCGGAACCCCUGGAUUAAAAGCCUCUCUGGGGUUGGAGGGUACAGAAACGCAGAGCGGUGGUGUUGCUGGUAGUCCACAGGGAGGGCUAGCCUGUUUAUUAGGGAGCGCGGAGGCUGUGUUUACAGAGGGGGGGAAGCAGUCUGAGUCAGCCAAGCCGAAACACGUUGAGACUUACCCCGAGACACAGGCUGAAACAUCUGCCGAUCUGCAGGGAAAGGGGGUGGCGGAGCCUUGCAACGAAGCUGGGGCUCAGCCUGCACCUCCACAAUCCCACUGCGGAACCCCCGGAGAGCCCCCUGCCCUACCAGCAGCAGCAGCAGCAGCAGCAGCAGCCUCCGUUCCCGAGAGAGAAGAAUCUACGAGGCUCUGCAAAGGGGUGAUCCCCAGGCAGGGGCGAGGAGUCGCGAUGGAGAAGGGCUCGCAAGUUUUCCCAAAUCCGGGAUCCGGAACAACACCGCCGCCUCGUGCCUCUGCCGCCUCCUGGUCCCCUCGGAGCUGCGCGGGGCGAUCCCGGAUCCGACUCGGGAAUGAGGACGCGGAAUCGGCAGCAGGCAGGCAAAUCCCAGGCAGUGAGGAGGCGGGCCCUGAAAUGAACAAGAAGGAUUUCAUGAGAAAAACCCAGCCAAGCCAUUCACAGAGCAGAACCGAGACGGAAGAGUUAAAAGCAUCGCAGAGCUUCGGAGAGGGAGAGGGAAGCGACUGGGGACAAAUAAAGCUUUCAGAGAACAACAAACUAUCAACGUUAUCAUCCAGUGCCGCAGCAGCAGCAGAAUCCAAACCAGCAGCCGUGUACGUGAACCCGUGCGUGCUGGAGGAGAGGGACUGGGAAUCCCGGUUCGCCGUGCUGGAGAUGGAAGACUCGAGCGACGCGGGGGCCGGGCAGCGCAAGGCUAAGGGGGCGGCGCGGUCAAGGCGGUGCAAGCCUGCCGCCAGUGCUGCUGCUGCUGCUGCUGCUGCUGCUGGGAAGAGGGAGGUGACGACCGCGCUAGUGUGCGCUGAGACAGCCUGCCCUGAUCUGACUCACACGGAGGCGGAGGGAAGUCUCCAGGGAGCAGCUGGGGCAGGCGGACAUACAGAUCCUGCCUCGGCCGCCCAGGAUCGAGAGGAGGGGGGACCCCACCCCUGUACCCCAGCUGCUGUCCAGGGGAGCCCCGAGUCUGAGAGAGAGGACGUGGGGGCCACACAGAGCUGCGAGGAUCACAGCGAGUGGGACUCUGAGUUUCUGCAGAGCUGCUCCACGCAGCGCUUCCCUGACUCCUGCUCUCUCCCGGCUCCGCUCCCUGUCCUUGGGACAGAGUCCGGUGGUUCUGCCCUGGAGCUGCCUCUCUCCAUCGGCUCCAUCUCGGACUCGCAGCUCCACGAGAUCACACUGGGGGAGGCGAUGCCCGAGCCCCGGUCCCAGUCUCUGCAGGACUACGAGGACGCCAGCGAGCUGGUGUGCGGACUCAUAGAGGAGCUCUCGCAGAUCAACCGGCUCAUCAUGCUGACUCACCGGGAGCUGCAGUCUGGAAGGAACCCCCGCAGGGCCAGGCUGGGCUGGAGGGGAGCUGCUCGCUACACCGCCAACCCCAAGGACCUGUAACCCCGCUGGGAGACGCAGCGCCAACCCCAAGGACCUGUAACCCCGCUGGAGACACACCGCCCACCCCAAGGACCUGUAACCCCGCUGGAGACACACCGCCCACCCCAAGGACCUGUAACCCCGCUGGGAGACGCACCGCCAACCCCAAGGACCUGUAACCCCGCUGGAGACACACCGCCCACCCCAAGGACCUGUAACCCCGCUGGAGACACACCGCCAACCCCAAGGACCUGUAACCCCGCUGGAGACACACCGCCAACCCCAAGGACCUGUAACCCCGCUGGAGACACACCGCCAACCCCAAGGACCUGUAACCCCGCUGGAGACACACCGCCCACCCCAAGGACCUGUAACCCCGCUGGAGACACACCACCCACCCCAAGGACCUGUAACCCCGCUGGGAGACGCACCGCCAACCCCAAGGACCUGUAACCCCCCUGGAGACACACCGCCAACCCCAAGAACCUGUAACCCCGCUGGAGACACACUGCCCACCCCAAGGACCUGUAACCCCGCUGGGAGACACACCGCCAGAGCAGGGCCGGCAAACUCCAGUCCUCCAGGUUUUCAUUCCAACUUGAGCGCUUGAGUUUCACUUCAUUCCUCUAACUUAUUUGUUCAAUCGGACAUCCUUGUGAGCGACUCUGCAGCAGCAGCAGUUGUGAUGCAUCGCUCACCCCCUGGUCUCUGUAAGUCGCUUUGGACAAAAGCGUCUGCUACAUGACUCCUUUUUAAUAAGAAUUUUUUUUUUAAAUUGACAGUUUAAAAAAAAUGUCCUUGAUUCAAAGUGUGCACGAGCUGUGAAACAUUGUGAGACCGGGGAGAGAGAAGUGUUUAAUGUGUCCAAUUCGUCAAAUAAUUUAGAGCAAUUAAGUAACUGAGAGCUUGGGGUGGAAGGAAAGCCAGAAGCCGCCCUGCCCCCCCUGCCCUGCACAAGAGGCACCCGCAGACA